Molecule: messenger RNA, 1236 nt
Organism: Saccoglossus kowalevskii
Lineage: Eukaryota; Metazoa; Hemichordata; Enteropneusta; Harrimaniidae
Product: divergent protein kinase domain 2A-like
Source: RefSeq, a predicted model, not a curated record
AUGGCUCGUAGGACGCGAAUGCCAGUACCGAUCCGAAUAGCCAUUUUCUUGAUGGUCGUUAUUGUCUGCUACGUAUGCUAUAAAAUCAUACACUUUAUUAAUGUUAACAGCGACUCUGUAUCGAUAAAGAGAGUGUACGAUGGACAAAGCCGCUCUGAUAUCUUGCCAGUUUCUCCAAAUGACAAACAAAAUCGAGGAGACAUGUACGUGGUUGAUGAAAACUACAAGUACAUGGAAAACGAAAAACUGCAUCGGUUAGAUUCACAAUCACAAGAUGUGACUGCUGAUAAUAAAGAAUCGUUCACAGAUUCUGAUUCGGACCAGUAUUCAGAUGUUGAUUCCAAGGACCCGCAAAGACUCCGGUACAUAUCCACGGUUCCAGAAUCGCCGUUUGAAGUCCAGAAAUGUCCUGUGUGCUUUGGGUCAUCGCUUUGUCACCGAAUUGGCAGUGGGGAUGCCAAGUUUGACCUAUCUGUGAAGCAGACGUCUACAAAUCAGAAAUUGUACCCAGGAUUAUACAAGCACGUGAAGGUGACCGGGAAAAGGCUUGGGACCAAUGCCGAGUUUCAGAAACUUGAUAAUUUUAUCUGUGUGAAUACGAGUCAGGAGGUCAACUGUGACGUGGGAGACGCUGUUGUUAUGACUUAUCUUGCCAGUGAUGAAGCGUUCACGGUGCCACAUUUUAGAAAUGAACUAUGGAAGGUAGCUCACACGUCCAAAGCAGAUCUCAGUGCUACAGUGUGUGCAACUGACAGGUUUAUUGAUGAAUUAAAAGAAUUAUAUAAUAAAGACAGGAAGGGAAUUUUAAACGAAGAGGAACGAGCACGGUUGAUGACAUCACUGAUUCUCAAUCCCGAAGGUCUUUUGCUGAAGUUCUUCUUGGAAACAGGAUACGAAGAAGACAUCGCUUGGCCUUUCCCACAAUACAUCGGGGAAUGUGGACGGGUGGUCAUUACAGAGCAUGCUGGGAAACCAUUGGUGCAGUUCCUCAAUGCAUCAUGGGAGCAAAGGGUUGCCCUAUCACUACAGUUGUUUGAUAUGGUUGACACUUUUCUCAAGGGAAGCUCUGAUUGGUUGGUUUUGUUUGGAGAUUUCCGCUUCAGUAAUUUUGCAGUGACGGACACUGGUAGAGUAGUGGUGACUAAUUUGAAAGACAUUCUGAUCGUAGAUAAACAGGAAACAUUAAAAGGCAAGUUGAUUUUUGUAUAUCUUCAAAAGUUAGUAAAUCAUACAUAG